Messenger RNA from Protopolystoma xenopodis, 258 nucleotides. Lineage: Eukaryota; Metazoa; Platyhelminthes; Monogenea; Polystomatidea; Polystomatidae. The record is from the annotation of a GenBank genome assembly.
AUGCGUAUUGUUGAUUCACUUUACAUCUUCUCUGGAUUUCCACAUCCUCAGCAUUGGCCCCUUAUUCGGGUGUCAGGGCUUGAAACCACUUGUGAGCGAGAUCAACGUCUGUGUUUCAAGGUCCAGUCUACAGUUGACUUCCAAUUGAUGAUGAUUUUCAGCGACAUGCCCAAAAGCAGCUUCCUCAUUCUCCCAGUUUUAGGCUAUCACAGAGCCGCUAUCUCACAUUCGACCAAGACACAGAGACCGGAGACUUAA